AUGGGCAAAAAAUCCCAAGCGGCCACCUCACAAGACAUGCAGGACAUUGGAGUGCUGCUACAACGCACACCAAGGCCCAGGGAGCAGGAUCAGACUGAAACAGGGGCCCAGGACCUUAAAGAGACAGGAGGGGUGAGUGACACCACACAAGGGCCACCUCCAACAGGGCUCCAGACAACGCAAACCUCGAAUAGCCAGGACCCUGCGACUAAGCAGGACAUCGACAACCUUUUUAACCGCAUCCAACAACAGAAGUGCAGGCGCUAA
This is a messenger RNA of Pelobates cultripes (western spadefoot toad), 267 nucleotides long. NCBI's taxonomy places the organism in Eukaryota, Metazoa, Chordata, Amphibia, Anura, Pelobatidae. The record is from the annotation of a GenBank genome assembly.